Molecule: messenger RNA, 1680 nt
Organism: Parastagonospora nodorum SN15
Lineage: Eukaryota; Fungi; Ascomycota; Dothideomycetes; Pleosporales; Phaeosphaeriaceae
Exons: 4
Coding region: 1-1680 (559 amino acids)
Molecular function (GO): chitin binding
Source: RefSeq, a predicted model, not a curated record
AUGUAUACCAGUGCCAUCGUCUCGCUGCUUCUACUUGCUCCCGGAGUACUAGCUCAACGAACCUCGACCGACGCAACCUGCGGUGGCAAGAAAGGUUACACAUGCCUCAACUCUGGUCAGCAAAACCCAUCAUCGACCGACGGAAAUGAACUGACAUCUUCUAGCUUGGGGAUCAUGUUGUUCUCAGUAUGUGCUGCUUCAAGCUCAAUCGUUAUCAAACCCACGCAGACUCCUGCAGUUCCUGUCUCUACGAACGCGCGCUGCGGAUCCUCGUUUGGUGGGAGAACAUGUCAAGGAUCUCAGUGGGGAAACUGUUGCUCACAGUAUAGUUGGUGCGGCUCGACGAAAGAUCACUGCGAUGCGAAGACUUGUCAGAAGAACUUUGGUCAGUGUAACGGACAAGUGGCUAGCUCGAAGAGUUCGUCGACUUUGGCGACUUUUAUCAAGUCAUCGCCAUCGACAUCGCCAUCGACAUCGCCCUCGUCCACGCCCUCGAAGUCUAGCUCAACACCGUCCACAUCUUCGACUACAUCCAGCUCACCAAGCACCUCACCAACGCCAAAGCCAUGCUAUCAGAUCCCGCCUAGCAGGCCGUGCGGUGCAUAUACGGGCCCACUCGACAGCGCUUCCUUCUACGAAGCCUGCACCAGCCCCUUCUCCAACUACUGCGUAGCCAACUACCAAGCGUUCUGCUAUGGUAAACCGUCAUCCGACAGCACGCAAAUUCGCUCAUUUUCAGCGGGCGUCGCAGAUUGUAAGGUGCAGUGCGACCAGGACGCGGCGUGUGUCGGAUUGGCGUUCCAGAAUACGCAAAGCCAGACGUGCACAUUGUACAGUUCGAUCAAGUCGAUCACCGCAGGUGAUAGGACUGAUACUGUGUUCCGCCAGGCUUGCCCGUCUACGGGGCAGAGUUCCACGCUGUCUCCUAGCUCAUUGGCCUCGUCGACUGUCUCCAGUUCAUCAGCCUCAUCGACAGUCUCUAGCUCAUCAUCACCGUCAAGCUCGGCAGUGUCGACGCCAGCUCCGACAGACCUCCCCGUCUCCCGCGACGGGACAUGUGGUGCAUCUGCCGGAUCUUCGUGCAGCGGUUCCGCUUUUGGCGCUUGUUGCGGAGCAGACAGUUUCUGCGGUCUCGGUUCGUCCUGCGGUGCUGGAUGCCAGCCUGCGUUUGGCCUUUGCGCGUCGCCAUCUCCCAUUAGUAGCUCCGAAACUUCGUCACCCACACCCACACCAACGCCUACACCUACGCCUUCGCCUACGCCAGAAACCUGCUUCCGCAUCCCCUCAACCCAAACAUGCACCCCCUACACCGACCCUCUCCGAUCUUUCUCUCAAUCCUGCAAAAGCAUCUCCCAGCAAUUCUGCACAUGCAACAACUACUACGGCACCUGCUACGCCACUGUAUCUGCAGACAGCACCAUCAUCGCCGUCAAGCAACACGGCGAGAAUGCCGAUAGCUGCUCCCGAGCAUGCGAUCAGGAUAGCACGUGUGUUGGCUUUGCCUUCAACGAUUCCAGCGCGCAGUAUUGCACGCUGUACAGCGAGAUCAGGGCGACGGGCGAGGACUUGUCCGACAGCGUCGUCGAGCUCGGUCGUGGUGAUGCCGACUCCGAGGAAUCUGCCCAUUUCCAGCGAUGGUACAUGUGGCGCUACUCCGGGUUUUUCGUGUCUGGGAUCUAG